Mugil cephalus (flathead mullet) is the source of this 4976-nucleotide messenger RNA. RefSeq names its product ATPase copper transporting beta (gene atp7b). The transcript has 21 exons. Gene Ontology annotation, molecular function: ATP hydrolysis activity; P-type divalent copper transporter activity; copper ion binding. Bases 159 to 4211 code for a protein of 1350 amino acids. Gene Ontology annotation, cellular component: membrane. Gene Ontology annotation, biological process: monoatomic cation transport; copper ion homeostasis. NCBI's taxonomy places the organism in Eukaryota, Metazoa, Chordata, Actinopteri, Mugiliformes, Mugilidae. The record is from RefSeq and is a predicted model, not a curated record.
CUCCGCAGCUCAGCGCAUGGAAACGAGGCUGUGCCGGAGUAAGUGCGCACUCGCGCUGCGCUCUUAUCUCCUGGAACAAGCCCCUGACCGCUGCGGACUUUUACCCUCCGCAUUUGACAGGAGGAGAUAAGGAACUCGGCCACAGCAGCGGCUCCAACAUGUUCUCGACAAAGUCGCCGAAAAGCUCGUCGAGGUUCGAAGCCCGGUCGGCGCCCGCGGUCCUGGAGCAGAUCUGCCUGGUGGACUGUGUCUGCGGACCGGGCUGCACCUGCGGGCCGGGCUGCACCUGUGAGGUCCACGCAGCGGGAGGCAACAGGAGGCUCUGUGGGGCCGAGGUGAAGCAGAAUGUCACCAACAUUGGCCAACAGGGCUUUGACAACUUGGCCUACGAGUAUGGGAGCCAGACUGAGCUCUGCCCUCCACCCAAAACUGCCUCCAGAGCCACUUUCAAGCUCCCAAGCCUGGCCUCUGAGGACCAGGUCCAAGCCAUCCAAACCAGAAUCAGCAACGUGAAUGGAGUCAUGGCUGUGCUCUGGUCUGUACCCAGCAGCGUGGCCCAGGUGUACUAUGAUUCCUCACUAGCAACAACCAAAGAGAUUGCCCUGGAGCUCCAGGCCUUGGGAUUUGAUGUGGAGUCGUGGGUGCAGAUCAGGGUGGACGGUAUGCACUGCCAGUCCUGUGUACAGUCCAUCGAGGGACGGAUUGGAGCACUUCCAGGGGUUUCACACAUUCAGGUGUCUCUUCAAGAGGGUGCAGCUGAGGUUGUGUUUCAACCUCUUGUAGUAACACAAGAGGAGCUGAGAGACAAGAUCGAAGACAUGGGGUUUGAUGCCACGUUAUCAGCUGAGGACCAGUCUGGUGGAGGUACAAGCUACUGGCAGAGGGACGGGCCGAGUCAAGCCACCAGGACUGUUACCGUUUGGAUCGUAGGGAUGACUUGCAACUCUUGUGUGCAGUCCAUAGAAGGGAGGAUCUCUCAGAUGACCGGAGUUUUAUCCAUAGCAGUGUCACUGAAGGAGGAAAAGGGAACGAUAACCUUUGACCCCAGCCUGACUGAGCCGGAGCAGCUCAGGGCAGCUAUUGAGGACAUGGGCUUCGAUGCUUCUCUUGAAGAGCCCAAAAAGAGCCUCCAGAGUCACGAUCAGUCCAGGCCGGUUACCUCUGGACGUUCAAACCUUUCUGAGCUGCAGUCCAGCAGUCGGACGGCGGUCGGCAAUGGGUCUGGAUCACAGGCCAACUCUGCAAGCUCCACCGAGGUUAGAGUGCAAAAAUGCUUCAUCUGUGUAAUGGGAAUGACCUGCGCCUCCUGUGUGGCCAACAUCGAGAGAAACCUCCUCAAACACAAGGGAAUCCUCUCAGUGUUGGUGUCAUUAAUUGCGGGAAAGGCAGAGGUGAAGUAUGACUCAGGUGUGAUAGAUGCGAUAGCUGUGACCGAACUCAUAAAAGACUUGGGCUUUGGUGCCAAACUGAUGGAAGAUAACGCAGCAACGCACGGGAAGCUGGACCUCACUAUAACAGGCAUGACGUGUGCGUCGUGCGUCCACAACAUCGAGUCCAAGCUCGUCACGACCAAAGGGAUACUCAGUGCCUCGGUCGCCCUGGCGACCAAAAAAGCACAGAUCCAGUUUGACCCGGAGGUGCUCGGAGGGCGAGAUAUUAUCAAGAUCAUUCAGAGCCUUGGAUUCGAGGCCAGCCUGGUGAAGUCGCGCUUCAAAAACAACCUCGAUCACACAGAAGAAAUACGACAGUGGAAAACCUCCUUUCUGCUCAGCCUGGUGUUUGGCCUGCCCGUUAUGGGCCUCAUGAUCUACAUGAUGGUGAUGGACCGUCUGCACCAGGAACACGGAGGCUCAAUGCCUGAAGAGCACAACGUGCUGCCGGGUCUCUCCAUCCUCAACAUGGCCUUUUUCCUGCUCUGCACACCUGUGCAGAUCUUAGGAGGCCGAUACUUCUACAUCCAGGCGUACCGCUCGUUAAAACACCACACGGCCAACAUGGACGUGCUGAUUGUGUUGGCCACCUCCAUUGCCUACAUCUACUCGUGUGUGGUCCUCGUUGUGGCCAUGGCUGAGCGAGCCAGCCAGAGCCCCGUCACCUUUUUCGACACUCCUCCCAUGCUCUUUGUGUUCAUUGCCUUAGGGCGCUGGUUGGAACACGUAGUAAAGGGUAAAACCUCUGAAGCUUUGGCCAAAUUAAUGUCACUUCAAGCCACUGACGCCACUGUGGUGACUCUUGGACCGGGCCACUCCGUCAUCAGCGAGGAGCAGGUGGUGGUGGAGCUGGUCCAGCGGGGCGACAUCGUUAAGGUCGCCCCCGGGGGAAAGUUCCCCGUGGAUGGGAAAGUGAUUGAAGGGAGCUCCAUGGCAGACGAGUCUUUAAUCACAGGUGAGCCUAUGCCUGUUAGUAAGAAGGCGGGUAGUUUGGUGAUCGCCGGCUCCAUUAACACUCACGGGGCUCUUCUGGUGGAGGCCACUCACGUCGGAGCCGAGACGACUCUGUCUCAGAUCGUCAAACUGGUGGAAGAGGCACAAACCUCGAAGGCGCCCAUCCAGCAGUUUGCAGACAGACUCAGCGGAUACUUCGUGCCCUUCAUAAUCAUCGUGUCCGUGCUCACCCUGGUGGCCUGGCUGGUUAUCGGGUUUGUUGACUUUGACAUUGUGAAGGAGAACUUCCCGGGUUACAACCCGCACAUCUCCAAGACGGAAGUUAUCGUCCGCUUUGCCUUCCAGGCGUCCAUCACUGUCCUGUCCAUCGCCUGCCCCUGCUCUCUGGGGCUGGCCACCCCGACAGCUGUCAUGGUGGGCACAGGGGUCGGAGCCCAGAACGGGAUCCUCAUUAAAGGCGGCGAGCCCCUGGAGAUGGCUCACAAGAUCCGUGUGGUGAUGUUUGAUAAAACCGGUACGAUCACUAACGGCGCGCCGCAGGUGACUCGGGUGCUGGUGUUGUGGGAAAUGGCUCGGAUGCCGCUGAGAAAGAUCCUGGCGGUGGUCGGGACAGCGGAGGCCAGCAGCGAGCACCCGCUGGGCCUGGCAGUCGCCAAACACUGUAAAGAGGAGCUGGGCUCUGAUGUCCUGGGCUACUGCCAGGACUUCCAGGCAGUGCCGGGCUGUGGGAUCAGCUGCCGGGUGUCCAAUGUGGAACAUCUGCUGCAGCAGACGAGCGAGGAGUCGUUCCUGCUGCCCGGAGCCACCUCUGAUGAAAGAAGCCUGCUCUCUGCUGAGGAGGACACCUCUGCAGCUGAGUUGUCGUCUUACUCCGUCCUCAUCGGGAACAGAGAGUGGAUGAGGAGGAGCGGACACCACAUCGGGGCGGACGUCGAUGCCGCCAUGUCGAGCCAUGAAACCAAAGGACAGACAGCCAUACUGGUGGCCAUAGAUGGUGUUUUGUGCGCCAUGUUCGCCAUCGCAGACACAGUGAAGGCAGAGUCAGCGUUAGCGGUGCACACUCUUAACAGCAUGGGCAUCGAGGUGGUCAUGAUAACCGGAGACAACCGGCACACAGCCAAAGCCAUAGCAGCAAAGGUGGGCAUCAGAAAGGUGUUUGCGGAGGUGCUGCCGUCACACAAAGUGGCGAAGGUGCAGGAGCUCCAGGAAAAAGGUCUGACAGUGGCCAUGGUGGGAGACGGCGUCAACGACUCGCCGGCCCUCGCCCGCGCUGACGUCGGCAUCGCCAUCGGCACCGGCACCGACGUGGCCAUCGAGGCGGCCGACAUCGUCCUGAUCCGGAACGACCUGCUGGACGUGGUGGCCAGCAUCGAGCUGUCUAAGAAGACGGUGCGCAGGAUAAGGAUCAACUUUGUCUUCGCUCUCAUCUACAACCUCCUGGGAAUACCAGUCGCUGCAGGUGUGUUCAUGCCCCUGGGUUUGGUGCUUCAACCCUGGAUGGGCUCGGCUGCGAUGGCCGCCUCAUCCGUUUCAGUGGUCCUGUCUUCUUUGCUGCUGAGAAUGUAUAAGAAAACUGAGGUGGAGCUGUACGAGGUGAGAGCCAGAGGCCUAAUGAGGAGUCUGCGCUCGUCUCAGAUCAGCACACAUGUGGGUCUGGACGGCCGGCGCCGCAGCCCCGCCCUCCCCCACGCAGCCCGGGACCCGCUGAGCCAGAGCGGCUCCGUCCCGCCCGUCCUCUCCAGCCAGGGGAGGUCCGCCGGCGCCGCCCGCCAGCAGGGCCGCUACUCGCUCCGGGAUCACCGGACCGGAGAGUACGGGGUCGUGUAGUGACGGGAACUCUGCCUGCUUCUCAUGUUUACGAACUCACUUUAAAGCUCUUUGUGUAUUUAUGUAAAUAGACUUUGUCCACGAGAACGUAAAGUAAUUUUUUUUUUUGUAUUUUACACCAAAGUGACCACUAGUUUUCCUCCACUGGGGAGACACUGUGAUACACUGUGCAUCACAUUACAGGAAGAAAUGAAAGUCUCCUUUUAAAGGAAACUGAAAACAACAUCCACAAACUCCAAGUAAAGCUGCCGUGCACAUUUCAGUGGUUUGGAUGAGAUGCUGUCUACAGACUUUAUAAAUAAUACAUGUGUUGAUAGAGAAAAAGCAUCUGUUUCAUCAGAAUUUGUGCUUUGAUUGGUAAUUUCUCACACGCUGUUGUUAUUGUUAUUUCCGCACAGCUGUCACUCAGUCAAAGAAGCGUAAAAACAAAGAAGAAGAAGAAGAAGAAGUAUUUCUUUCUCCCCCCAUGUGUAUUUCCAGCUGUGUCAGGGAUAAUUAAUGGAGUACAUUCAUUAACAUGCCCCGCUCGUAUGUUCUAUAAUUAUCCACCAAGAAUUCAUUCAUUUUGUUCAGCUUAAUCACCAGUGAGCACAUAUCUAGACAGCAGGGAUAUAAAUAUGACCUAUGGCGUCAUAUUAGUUACUAAGUCCACAUAAAAGACAUGAAAGCAGGAAAAACACAGGUAACCUACUUCACAAAUAAUGACAAAGACGUUUCCAUUUUUAUUAAUGAAAGAAUAAAAAAAGAAAAAAACUUUUUCAAAUA